This is a messenger RNA of Ostertagia ostertagi, 498 nucleotides long. NCBI's taxonomy places the organism in Eukaryota, Metazoa, Nematoda, Chromadorea, Rhabditida, Trichostrongylidae. The record is from the annotation of a GenBank genome assembly.
UGCUUGAAUCGUCGUUUGUUAAUUGAAUGCCGUCGUGCUUUGCGAAAUUCACGAUGGAAUGCAGACGCUCAUUUAAGGGCACAUGAACGUUCUGUCACUGUAGAUCAAGAGGCGAUUGCCCGAAUCGAUACUUGUCAACUUGCUGCUAAUAGUCCAAUAGAAGAUUUUUACUCGGCUGCUAAAUGCCUUUCAUCUAAUGCAUUUCUUUUUGGAGUUUUUGAUGGACACGGUGGUCAGUCGUGUAGUAGGCAUGUUUCCGUGACUUUAUUCCCAUAUAUUUGCGCUUCAGUGUUGAAAAAGCAUGAGAUCCAAUCACUAAGCCUGGAGAGCCGAUUAGAAUGGCUUUUUAGCAGUGCUGAUGCCCAUUUACCAAAUUUAUUUCGGUUCAGUUUCAUUCGCGAAGCUCUCAAAUUUGCUUUCGAAACAUGCGAUGAGGAUUUGUGCCGUGCUGCUUUACCGGACAGUAGAGGACAAAUAGAUAGGCAAGAAAAAAACUUA